Messenger RNA from Colletotrichum siamense, 2367 nucleotides. It is a transcript of the gene OPT3, whose product is annotated as Oligopeptide transporter 3. NCBI's taxonomy places the organism in Eukaryota, Fungi, Ascomycota, Sordariomycetes, Glomerellales, Glomerellaceae. Gene Ontology annotation, molecular function: oligopeptide transmembrane transporter activity. Bases 1 to 2367 code for a protein of 788 amino acids. Gene Ontology annotation, biological process: transmembrane transport. The record is from RefSeq and is a predicted model, not a curated record. The transcript has 4 exons.
AUGUCCCCCUCAACCACCACACAGCCACCGGCCGCUAGCGAGCCCAAGACCUCCGGCAACGACGCCAUUUCCGCCGAGUCUCCCCGCGAUGGUACGCCCGAGAAGACGUCCAGCGAGCGCGCCGCUCCCUUCACGGAGGGCGACAUGGAGAAGCCGCCUUUUGUUUUUACGACGCAAGCGAACGGAUCCGAGGUAGCAUUUGACGAAGAUGACCCGCGAUUGCAGGACAUCCCGCCAUACGUCCGCCGCAUCGUGAGCCUGUCGGAUGACCCCGAACUGCCGACACUCACCUUCCGCUACUUCGUCCUCACCAUCAUCUUUGUUAUUCCCGGAGCGUUCCUCAGUAUGAUGAGCCAUUUCCGUACCACCUACGCGCCGUACUCCGUCUUUUUCGUGCAGAUCGCUUCCAGCUAUGCUGGUGUUUGGCUCGCCAAGGUUCUGCCUGCAUGGCAAGUCAAGCUGCCAUUUGGAUACGGCUUCAACCUGAACCCCGGACCAUUCAGCGUCAAAGAGCAUGUUCUCGUUACCAUUUCUGCAGCAUCUGGAGCGACUUACAACCUGGGCUACACCCCGGUUGCUAUGGCCGAGCUCUACUUCAACUCCCGCAUCAACCCGGCGGCUGCCAUCUUCUUCAUGUGGGGCAUUGUCUGGACGGGCUACUCUUUCGCGGCUCUCGCUCGUCAGUUUCUGAUCUACGAUCCCCAGUUCCCGUGGUUUACUGCUCUCUGCCAAACUGCUCUAUUCGAGACGCAAAAGAAACAGCGCGAGAACCCCACUGCUGCCUCUCGCAAGCAGACCAGAGUUUUCUUCCUCGCUCUGGCCGGCAUGACCCUCUGGCAGUUCCUGCCCGAGUAUGUCUUCCCGAUGCUUGGCUCUCUGGCCUUCCUCUGCUGGGUUGCGCCGAACAACGAGACCGCAAACUUCGUCGGUGCCGGUUUCGGUGGAAUGGGAAUGCUCAACUUGUCCCUCGACUGGUCCAACAUCUCGAGCAGUGCGAGCUUGUUCUUGACCCCCUGGUGGACCCAGGUUGUCAUGUUCCUGGGCUUCGCUUGCAGCGCCUGGAUUCUGAUCCCGGCUGCUAAAUUCGGUCACCUUGGAGAGUGGAACAAGCACCUCAUGUCCAACCGUCUAUUCCUCGAGAACGGAACAUCUUACCCAACCACUUCGCUACUUACUGCGGACGUCUCCUUCAAUGAGACAGCUUAUCAGGAACUUGGACCCCCGUUCAUUAGUACUCACGUCCUCUGGACCAUGUUUUUCGAUUAUGCAAGCUAUACGUCGGCAUUGGUGUGGGCUGGACUCUUCGGCUACAAGACCAUCAAAGCCAGUCUCGAGAAAUUGCGCCAGCGCAGCAAGAGCGGAGCUGAGAUCAGCACUCAGUACAACGAUCAACUCAGUAUCCUUCAACGCUCAUACAAGGAGGUCCCCAUGUGGUGGUUCUUGGCCUUGUUUGCCGCUUCUUUCAUCUCUCUAGUCACCAUUACCGCAACUGGUCAGAUGUUCAUUCCGGUCUGGACUUACUUCGUCGCCAUUGGUACUGGAGCCAUUCUGGUCGUUCCCCUGGGGUACCUGUACGCCUUGUCAAACUUCCAACUGGCAAUCGGCACUGUCAAUGAGCUGUUGUACGGCCUCAUGGUAAACUCUGUCAGCGGCUUCAAGAACCCGACCGGAGCUUCCGCCUACGGUGCUAUUGCUGGCAACGCCUGGUACCGCGCGCAAUUGAACUUGCAAGACAUGAAAAUCGGUCACUACAUGCAUUUGCCACCCAAGACUGUCUUCUUCUCUCAAGUAUUCGGCAGCUUCUUGGGCGUCCCGAUCAACUAUGCCGUCGUCCGCUGGGUGCUUGACACCAAGUUCGACUACCUUACUGGCGCCAAGGAAGACCCUGCUCAUCAGUGGACUGCGCAGUCUCUCACGUCCAACCUCACUAUGGGUGUGCAGUACGUGCUCAUCGGCCCUCGUCGCCUCUUCCAACAACACAUCUACAAGGUUCUUCCCUAUGGCUUCCUCGUUGGCGCCUUCGUCCCGGUUCUGAUCUUCGCCCUGCACCGCUUCUUUCCGCGGGCCAAGUUCCAGCUGUGGAACUCGACCAUCUUCUUUUCCACCAUGGCUAGCUUCUACGGCAACAUCAGCACCGGAUACUUCAGCAGCUUCAUCGGUGGAUUUGUCGUCAUGUUCUGGGCAUACAGAUAUCGCUACGAUCUUUGGGCCCGAUGGAACUACAUUCUGGCGGCAGCCUUUGAUGCAGGCUUCAACUUCAACAUGCUGUUGACGUUCUUGUUCUUCGGCGCAGGAAAGAUUGUGACGAUGCCUUAUUGGUGGGGUAAUAAUGAGGCCAGUUCUGAGAGAUGCUUCGCCCUCAGCUAG